ACCCCAGAUGACUGAGGUUUAACAGAAAUUCCCUGAAUAUCUCUUGCAUAUAGAAAUACAUGCACGCACCCUCCUUGGAGUCAGCCCGUCCAGGAUGAGCACAUUUACUGUGUGCAGUCAUGACUGAUGUGCCGAAAGACAUCGUUCCUAAAGAGGUGUUGCUGCUGAUCUGUUAAACCAGGCAGGUAAUAUCGUAAGAGAGAAAGUGACUGGCCGCUUCAGGAAAGAUCAGCUCCUGUUUCUGCCUCAUCGUGAGCUGUUAGGUCUAUGCACUCUACUAGGGUACUAGGACACUCGUCUUCACCGCUCAGUAUCACACAGGCCCGGUUCGGCUUCCCGACGGCUCAUUCACACUAUGGCGACCUUCUGUGGCGUCUGCCGCAGCUGCGGGCACACAGUGGGCUUUCCGCAUCAAGCACCACUCAAAAUUAUAGGUGACCAGAAACUGCCAGAACAUAUUUGAACUACCCAUGCAGAAAGAAGGAAGAAAACCCGAAACAAAUGAAUCAUUAACUUGGUUAUAACCCAACCAGUAGUAGGGAGGGAAAGUUUCCAUAGAAACCUUGGUCAUUGAGGUGAGGGAAGAAAGAGCGUAGAAACGAUUCAGUGGCUGUCAGUUGUGUUUCAGUAUCCAAAAGAAAGUCUAAGUUGGAUUUAUGUUGAUAUUUUAUUAAGCAAUUACUAGGUGCGAGUAACAGAAAGAAAGUACAGUAGAAUGUGAUGUAGGUGAGUAAUUGAUGAAAGUGUAGGAGGGACAAACAAGUAGACAGACAGAUGUGACAGAGUCUGUCCCACCUGGCAUAUUUCCCUUGUUCCCAGUUACUGACUAACCCAGAGCACAUAAACAGAGGGACUUGAGCAGACUGGUAGAGAGAAACGGCAGCGUUGGGACACACAGGUGCUUUGUUGGAUAGACCCGACCGCACCGGAGACCACAAUAACGGACAGAGAGGCAGAAACACUGCAUUUUCAAAGCUCAACAUUGUGGUAUUUUGUAACAAACGUGUCCUUGGAGACACUGUGGUAUCAAAUGUUGAUGUAAGGUCAGCUCUCUGUAGGAAACGUGGGCCAUGGGAUCCCACACUUCCAGGUCAAAACUGACACGGGUGGUGCCAUCCAGCCCAGUGGAAAGGAAGGGGAACCAAGACGAGGAACAAAGCAACACCACCUCACACUGGAUCAUAGAGCCCCCAGAGGAGCCGCAAGGCAGCGUGGGAAGGAGGAGGAUCACGCAGCUUCCACCCUUGAGACAGGAAGUCUCUCUGACACUCUCACCGCUUUCUACAGGUUCCUUACCUGGCUGUCACGGUAGUAAAGUGGGCCACAGCAUCAUUCAGUCCCACCCACCCCGGAGAACACAGGCCCUACAGCCAAUGAUGUCAUCUGCAGCUGGAAUGCCACCUGAGGGAACCAAUCAAAAGGACAAAGAAUGGAGAGGUGGGGCUGCCCACAGAGGGCGCUAUGGCACAGGAAGCCAUUCACAGGGAGAAGUUCUGGAGGCACAAGUAGUCUUUGGUCGACAGGCCUGCAGCCAGCGACGGGCUCACCGACGACGGGCACAGGAGCUGCGAGAGCAGCGGAGGGCAGCCAGGGUCGUGGUUACAGGCGAUGCUAACACAGGCCUGGAUGGGAGCUUGAACCGUCCAGCUCAGCUGGUCAAGAGGCAUGCUGAGAGGGACAUCUUCUGGGACGUGUUGAGCAGGGAGAGCGUGGACUUCCAAUAUCUUUCAGAGUCAAGCCUGGAGCCCCCUGCACAGAGAGAGGCAAAGACCUGUUCUGCAGAUCUGUGGACUUUCUUUGGAGAUGAGGGCGAAGGCUCCAGAGAGCCUGAGAAAGGCAGUGCUGCCUGUUCUCCAGGUGAGGUGGUGGAUCUGCGUGAUGCUGGGGGGACAUGGAGCCCCGAGGUGAACUGGCAGGAGAACCAGCACCCCCAAAAGGAAGCCACAGACAAAUCUGUGCCCUGGAUGCUAGAGUGGAAGGUGAGCGAAGGCUGGGGACUGAACUCUAAGGACGUGUCUGGGAACAGGCACAGCACAGGGAUAGCGAUGAGGCCAAGGCUGGAGGCUUCUUCACAACAAGAGGACGAGAGUAUCUGGGCCAGAAACAGCUGCUUGCCUGCUAGAGAAAACUGGGAACUUGAGACUGGUGUGGGAGUAACUCGGAGACAGCAAGGCCGACUCAACAGGACCAGGGCAGAACUCAUUCCGUCAUUCAAUGAUCGCUUGGACUUUGAUAUAUAACGUGAAUGAAGAACUGCAGAGGUACAUACUGUACCUGAGAGAUCACUUAAGCAUAAAAUGAGCCUGUGAUCUCCAAUCCACCUUCUCAAUCACUGAAGUGCUUCACUUACUGUAAAGAGCUUGAAGCAGUCCAGCACUAACAGGACACUCUUUAAAACAUGCAUCUGGCACAAAAGACUUAUCUUGGGUAGACGUGGGUUAAUUGCAUCAGAUGUCGCAUUGUACUGAUGAAGUAAAAUCACUAUAAUGACA
Paramormyrops kingsleyae is the source of this 2492-nucleotide messenger RNA. RefSeq lists its product as uncharacterized. The record is from RefSeq and is a predicted model, not a curated record. NCBI's taxonomy places the organism in Eukaryota, Metazoa, Chordata, Actinopteri, Osteoglossiformes, Mormyridae.